Molecule: messenger RNA, 3190 nt
Organism: Nanorana parkeri
Lineage: Eukaryota; Metazoa; Chordata; Amphibia; Anura; Dicroglossidae
Gene: USP20
Product: ubiquitin specific peptidase 20
Exons: 24
Coding region: 78-2726 (882 amino acids)
Biological process (GO): protein deubiquitination
Molecular function (GO): zinc ion binding; cysteine-type deubiquitinase activity
Source: RefSeq, a predicted model, not a curated record
UCAACCGCUUUGCCUGCUUAUAUGCCUAUCUGGGCCCUGGUUAGGACUCCUGAUCUUUUCUUCAUAGAUCCUUCAAAAUGGGAGAGAUGGUAGACUUUUGCCCUCAUCUGGAUUCUAUUGGAGAAGUCACCAAGGAGGACUUGAUCUUAAAAUCCAGGGGAACAUGUGAAUCAUGUGGAGCUGGUGGACCCAAUCUCUGGGCAUGUUUGCAGGAUGGCUGCCAAUAUGUGGGUUGUGGAGAGUCCUAUGCUGAUCACAGUACAUUGCACGCCCAGGCUAAGAAGCACAAUCUCAUCGUGAACCUGACCACAUUUCGUGUCUGGUGCUAUUCUUGUGAGAAAGAAGUGUUCAUGGACUCCGGAGCACCCUCACCUACCCACUCCCACUCUACGUCACCAAGGCUUAGCCACAGGGAUGUGCCAUCUACCACUCACUCACUAAAAUCUGUGCCGAUCGCAGUGGCAGAUUAUGGCGAGUCAGAGAGCGAUGAGGAUGACUUAAAGCCCAGAGGCCUGACCGGGAUGAAGAAUAUAGGAAAUUCGUGUUAUAUGAAUGCAGCCCUACAAGCUCUCUCCAACUGUCCUCCACUGACUCAAUUCUUUCUAGAAUGUAGUGGGAUGGUGCGGACAGACAAGAAGCCAGCACUUUGCAAGAGUUACCAGAAACUGAUCUCUGAACUUUGGCACAAGAAGCGUCCUAGCUACGUGGUGCCCUCAAGUAUGUACCAUGGGAUAAAGCUGAUUAACCCCUUGUUCCGUGGAUACGCACAGCAGGACACGCAGGAGUUUCUCCGAUGUCUCAUGGACCAGUUACAUGAAGAGUUGAAGGAGCCCAUACCCAUUGAAAACCAAGAACAAGAUGAAGACGAGAGGGAAGUGGAGCGGGAGCCGGAACGUGGCAUCACAGAAGAUGACUCCAUGACAUGUGACUCUGGAGGGGAAAUGGGUGACAGGGACGGGAGAGAAGGUACUCUGGCUGAGAUGGAGCUGUUGAUCCGGGAACAAGCGGGGCGGUCCAUCUCAGAAAAGGAAAAGCUCAAGGAAAGGAGUCUUUCAUACUGUCACCGCAGAACCAGCUCCGAACAGGCGGAUGAAGAUGCUGAUGUGGACACAGCAAUGAUACCUGAGCCUGACAAUGAGGCCUACAUGAAUUGCUCCUCUCGCCCCUGCAGCCCUCACCCUGCUGAAAAGCACCCUAAACUCUCCAGCAGUCCACCUCGUUCCAGCCCCUUGCGAUCAGCACACUCAUAUGUCUUAAAGAAAGCGCAUGUCUUGAGUGGAGGAAAGCGCAAAUCUGAGAUCAAAUACCGCAGUGUCAUCUCCGAUAUCUUCGAUGGGUCCAUUCUAAGCUUGGUCCAGUGUCUCACCUGUGACCGGGUGUCCACCACCAUCGAAACCUUUCAGGACCUGUCUCUGCCUAUUCCAGGAAAGGAGGAUCUGGCAAAGCUUCAUUCCACCAUUCAUCAAACUGCUGUCUCUAAAAUAGGCACCUAUGGAGACUACAGCUCUCAGGGGUGGCUGGGCUACCUCAUGGACUACAUCCGCAGGUUUGUGGUCUCCUGCAUUCCAAGCUGGUUCUGGGGCCCGGUAGUUACAUUGGAGGACUGCCUAGCUGCCUUCUUUGCUGCUGAUGAAUUAAAAGGUGAUAAUAUGUAUAGUUGUGAGCGCUGCAAAAAGCUACGAAAUGGUGUCAAGUAUUGUAAAGUUUUACGGCUUCCAGAGAUUCUCUGUAUACACUUGAAACGCUUUCGCCAUGAAGUAAUGUAUUCUUUGAAAAUCAGCAGCCAUGUCUCCUUCCCCUUAGAGGGGCUAAACCUUCGUCCCUUCCUGGCUAAGGAAUGUGUGUCCCAUAUCACUACAUACGACUUAUUGGCUGUUAUCUGUCAUCAUGGCACAGCAGGAAGUGGUCACUACAUAUCAUACUGUCAGAAUGUGAUUAAUGGGCAGUGGUACGAGUUUGAUGACCAGUAUGUCACAGAGGUGCAUGAGACGGUGGUUCAGAAUGCAGAGGCUUAUGUCCUGUUCUACAGGAAGAGCAGCGAGGAGGCAGAACGGGAGCGGCAGAAAGUCAUAUCUUUGGCAGAAAUGAAGGAAUCUGGUCUACUGCAGUUCUACAUUUCCCGCGAGUGGCUCAAUAAAUUCAACACAUUCGCAGAGCCCGGACCAAUUAGCAACCAGAGCUUCCUAUGCUCACAUGGAGGAAUUCCUCCAAACAAGUAUCACUACAUUGAUGACCUGGUGGUGAUCCUGCCUCCGAAUGUUUGGGAAUAUUUGUACAAUAGAUUUGGGGGCGGCCCGGCUGUGAAUCAUCUCUAUGUUUGUUCAAUAUGUCAGGUGGAAAUCGAAGCAUUGGCAAAGCGCCGGAAAGCCGAGAUUGACACUUUCAUUAAGCUAAAUAAAGCAUUCCAGGCAGAAGAGUCCCCCAGCGUCAUCUACUGUAUCAGCAUGCAAUGGUUCCGGGAGUGGGAAGCCUUUGUCAAAGGCAAGGACAAUGACUCUCCAGGUCCAAUAGACAACAGUAAAGUGGCCCUGACAAAAAGCGGAGGACUCAUUCAGCCCAAGCAAGGUGCCGAUUAUGGGCAAAUCUCAGAAGAAACGUGGAACUACCUGUUCACAAUUUAUGGCGGAGGCCCAGAGAUAGCCAUACGACAAAGCAUCGCACAGCCCCAGGAGCCGGACAGUUUACACGGAGAGCAGAAGAUAGAAGCAGAAACACGGGCGGGCUAGCAAUGACCAGAGGUCAAGUGGACAUGGAACCCUAGUGGUAGCAUUGACUGCUGUGCCGGAUCACUGCACUCCUAGAAGCACCUUCAGAUGAGCUGUGCGCACUGUUUAUCCUUAGUAUUGUUCGGAACUAACGUUACAGACAAGGACUUCCCAGGUCUUAGUUUACCAAACCAUGGAUCAAUGUAGACUGAAACUUACCAAUGUAAUGAGCUAUUUAUGCAGAUCUUUAAUGCAGGGGAAGAAGGAACGGUAUGAUUAGCAUGCUGCCCAUGUGGCAGAGGAGGAGAGACAGCUACCAUUGCGACAACUGUUUACGGUAAGGAUUCGCAUUGUGACGGCUCAGGAUUGCUUUGCCCUGCAGCCAGCUUGUCUUACUGCUAGUAUCGCCUUGUGCAUAUAACACUCACUCUUCAGUCAGAUGGUGAAGGCGGGGAGUAGAUACAGUUACUGUGCUAGACAUCACA